Molecule: messenger RNA, 2768 nt
Organism: Penaeus monodon (black tiger shrimp)
Lineage: Eukaryota; Metazoa; Arthropoda; Malacostraca; Decapoda; Penaeidae
Source: RefSeq, a predicted model, not a curated record
UUUCAAGGCAGGGGAAAAAUUAGAGGGGCCCAGUCCCUAUGAAAAGAACUGUUUGCUGUAGUAAAUUUUUACUACUGAAGAAAAGGUUGAAUGAAAAAUGAGAUGGAAUUAUCAACAAGUGAUAUGCUGUGAUAAACUUUGGCCUGAAAUUCUAUUUGUAAUUGUUUAUAAGAUGUAGGCAAAACAGAGGGUAUGUUUUAAGGAUUAGAUAACUUGCAAGUUUAUGCCAUUAUACAUGGAGAAUCUGAAAAAGUUCAGAUGAAUACAUAUGUUCAGAUUGAGUCAGAUUUAUUUAUAAUCAAGCAUAAAUAACUCUCAAUGUGAAAUGGAAGGCCUGAACUCAGCAUCCAGUAAAUGGAAAACACAUGAAAAGAAAUCACUUAACACACAUGAUUUAUGGAGUUAUUCUGGUUGUUCAGAGGAUACAUGGAAAACAAGUAACAUUCAUAGUUCAGCCACCUUGCAAGUGCCAGAAACUACUGUGAAUGUAGAAGCUCUUGAACUAGGCUUGACAGAUGAUGAAACUCUACUAAGUUUUCUGUCUGCUGAAGAGAAUUGUGAGAAUGAAUAUUUCAGUGAUUGCAUUACUGAAUCUGAAGCGGUAGAAAUAUCUAGUGUUACUUUAGACAAUAUCCUAACUAAUACAGUAAAUCAGAUAUUUGGAACAGAAGAUACAGGGAAAGAGUCUGUUGAUACAUUUAACCAAAGUGACAGCACUGGAAAUGUCAUGAAUGCAUUAUGUAAUAAAAUAGAGAAUUAUGAUUGCAUUGAUGAUAAUUCUACAUCUGCUGACCCAUUGCAUGAAAUAGAUUAUUCAAAUAAGGAGUGUUCCAUUCCUUCUCAUCUGGGAAGAAAUGGUAGUGAGAGACAGAGUUUACUACAAACUGCUUCUUUUGACAGGAUUACCCAGAUUUUACCUGAAGAGAAACAGUUUCAUUUGACAAAUGCUUUUCAGAAUAUAGAAAGAUGUGAUGCAAUGAAGGGGAAAGAUGUUGUUCAGCUUAAAAGCAUCUUUUCUGACCUAAGUAACACUAAAGAUAGAUUCUUUAGUUUACAGGAGUUUGUAGCUACAGAUAAAAGGAGUGCCCUGUUUCAGCAACACCCAGCUGGUAUUUUCAGUGAUCAUGAAGAAAUGCAGAUUGGUAAUUGUCAUUGGAGAUCUGUUCAAGAAACAGAGACUCAGAAACCUGCAAGACUACCAGAUCACGCCUCAAAUUUUGUAGGGGAUUGUAUUGAUAAUUGGGAUAAAAAAAAAAGUCAAGAAACACUAGUUGGUACUAAUCAGAUUGGGCAUCACUUAAAGGAACAAAGGGAAAUGAGUUAUCUUUUUGUGGAUGAACCAUCUAGGAGCACCUGUAUAUUUCCAGAUAUUCCAACUAUUCCAAAUAUACUUUCCAUGUAUCCUCAUAUGCCAUCUGAUGCUGAAAUUCUUCGAACAUCUGAAACCACAGGUAACUACUCUUUACCUACACACUCACUUGACGAAAAAAAUUACGAGUCAGAUCCAGAUCUUGUCUCAUCAAUGCUCCCAGAGUUCACUAGACCUAUUAAAAGAGAUGUCUUACAAACCCUAGAAACAGAGAAUGUAGCAACAACAGUAAAAGAGACUUGGAAAAGUCACUCUGUACUCAUCACUGGAAGUACCAAGAAGAAAACUGUCAGUGAUGUGGUAUGGACCAUGCAAACACCAAAGCCAUCAGUUUCUCCUCUGCUCUUAAGCCGUACUUGUAUACAGAUCCCAAAGAGUAGUGCUACUGAUGAUUUGGUAAGUGCAUACAAUAGGCCAGAAUCAGGGAAUAUUUUUAAUGUAACUGCUUUAAGUGAGAGGCAAUUGAUUCAGCAGAAUGUUCAAGGCACAGAGCAUAUACUGGAGGAAAAAAAAAGAGAGAAUGCAUCUCAUCUGAAAUGUGAAAGUGUUGUACAUGAAACAAAACAAGCAUUUUGUGAUACAAAGGAGUUACGUGGAAUUUCUCGAGAAACCUGUAUAGAGAGAGUAGCAUUUUCUGCAGAACAAGUGGGAACUGCCUCUUUUGUGAAUCUUACUUCAGAUUCUUUCUUUGGUAGUAGCACUCUUUCUAGCCAGUUUCAGUUAGCUAUUGAAGAUCUUCCAUUUCAAGUUCCUCAGGAAGCAGACAACAUAUCAAGAUCACAGACUGAAACUAAUGUGAAUCUUUCUGAAUUUUCCUUUGAAGCCAACAAAUGCAGUGAAUUUAAGGUUGUUACACCUGAUAUUACUCAUAAGUAUUCAGGGGAAUCAAGUUGUUCAGUUUUUCAAAAUCCAUCCUGUAAUAUGAAUGACUUUGAUACCCUUUUAGAUUCCUUUAUGUUUAAUGUUGAGAGUGAGCACAGUAAUCCAAAUUCUAGUGUGAGCGUUUACUCUGUAAAAGAAAAUGUAAAUCUGCAAACUAUCCUAAAUGAUUCCAUGACACCAGCUAAGAACAGUAACACUGCAGAUGAAAUAUUAGAUGAUUUCCUAAGUGAACUGGAAGGAGAUAAAGAUGUGCUCAUGGCUACCAGCAACAACCUGUCACAUGAUAUGGAGCAGUUACUUAGUGAAGAUAUGACACAUGAAAUGAAGAGGCUUUCUGAUUCUUCAGCUCCACUGAAAAAGAAGACUUUGAAGCCCACAGUCUUCCAGGUACAGUCUGCAGGUCAAAAAUCGCGCAAAAGCAAUGCAAAAGGAAAAAAAUCUAAAAUUAAGGUGCAGUCCAUAUGUAAACCAAUCAAAUGUGUUGUUCGAGGACAGGUUGUUGAAAAUAUUUCUCAGA